Messenger RNA from Schistosoma mattheei, 465 nucleotides. The record is from the annotation of a GenBank genome assembly. NCBI's taxonomy places the organism in Eukaryota, Metazoa, Platyhelminthes, Trematoda, Strigeidida, Schistosomatidae.
AUGAUGAUGAUGAUGAUGAUGAUGAUGAUGAUGAUGAUGAUGAUGAUGAUGAUGAUGAUGAUGAUGAUGAUGAUGAUGAUGAUGAUGAUGAUGAUGAUGAUGAUGAUGAUGAUGAUGAUGAUGAUGAUGAUGAUGAUGAUGAUGAUGAUGAUGAUGAUGAUGAUGAUGAUGAUGAUGAUGAUGAUGAUGAUGAUGAUGAUGAUGAUGAUGAUGAUGAUGAUGAUGAUGAUGAUGAUGAUGAUGAUGAUGAUGAUGAUGAUGAUGAUGAUGAUGAUGAUGAUGAUGAUGAUGAUGAUGAUGAUGAUGAUGAUGAUGAUGAUGAUGAUGAUGAUGAUGAUGAUGAUGAUGAUGAUGAUGAUGAUGAUGAUGAUGAUGAUGAUGAUGAUGAUGAUGAUGAUGAUGAUGAUGAUGAUGAUGAUGAUGAUGAUGAUGAUGAUGAUGAUGAUGAUGAUGAUGAUGAUGUAA